Messenger RNA from Diaporthe batatas, 799 nucleotides. RefSeq lists its product as uncharacterized. Gene Ontology annotation, cellular component: cytosolic large ribosomal subunit; ribosome. The coding region runs from base 38 to 457 and encodes 139 amino acids. Lineage: Eukaryota; Fungi; Ascomycota; Sordariomycetes; Diaporthales; Diaporthaceae. Gene Ontology annotation, biological process: translation. The transcript has 6 exons. Gene Ontology annotation, molecular function: large ribosomal subunit rRNA binding; structural constituent of ribosome. The record is from RefSeq and is a predicted model, not a curated record.
UCCCACCGACAAGUCGAUACCCUCCAAAUAACUCAAAAUGGCCAAGAUCUCUCGUGGUGCCCCCGGUGGCAAGCUCAAGAUGACCCUGGGUCUCCCAGUCGGUGCCAUCAUGAACUGUGCAGACAACUCCGGCGCACGAAACCUGUACAUCAUCUCCGUUAAGGGCAUCGGUGCCCGCCUGAACAGGCUGCCCGCCGGUGGUGUCGGUGACAUGGUCAUGGCCACCGUCAAGAAGGGAAAGCCUGAGCUCCGAAAGAAGGUCCACCCCGCCGUUAUCGUCCGCCAGUCCAAGCCCUGGAAGCGCACCGACGGUGUCUUCCUGUACUUCGAGGACAACGCUGGUGUCAUCGUCAACCCCAAGGGUGAGAUGAAGGGAUCCGCCAUCACUGGCCCCGUCGGAAAGGAGGCUGCUGAGCUGUGGCCCCGUAUCGCCUCCAACUCUGGUGUUGUGAUGUAAAUGGGGACGCUGGCGAAGGUGGGAUGAUUUCCGUGCGAGGAUCAGCGACGAAGGAAACGGGUCAUACAGAAGAACGAUCCUAUACGAAUCCGAGACCAGAAAGGCUCGGCAAUGAACGGGCUUUCACGGCGUGACUGGCAAAAAGAGAAGUCAGGCUUUGCAUUUUUUUUCGGCUGGCGUGUAACGGAGGUUCAUACCAAUGGCAUGAAAUUCACCGACCAAGGGGAAAAGGUCGGUUCAGCUGGUGCCCGUUCUAUCUGCCCGAAUGCUGCGAGGCGAAAUGGCCUGAUAGCACAAGAUUCCAGUGUCAAUGACCAAACACGCUUCACGAGGUGUCGAUCA